Molecule: messenger RNA, 5592 nt
Organism: Calypte anna (Anna's hummingbird)
Lineage: Eukaryota; Metazoa; Chordata; Aves; Apodiformes; Trochilidae
Gene: MYNN
Product: myoneurin
Exons: 8
Coding region: 231-2078 (615 amino acids)
Biological process (GO): regulation of transcription by RNA polymerase II
Cellular component (GO): nucleus
Molecular function (GO): DNA-binding transcription factor activity, RNA polymerase II-specific; protein binding; RNA polymerase II cis-regulatory region sequence-specific DNA binding
Source: RefSeq, a predicted model, not a curated record
CCCCUCUGCCCAGGCAGCGGCUGUCCCCGCCGUCGGAGCGCGGUUGGGUCCGGCCCCGGUGGCUCCUUGACUCCCCCGAGCCCCGCUGUGACCUGACAGCUCCUAACUCGAGCGAGCUGAUCCUCUGGCCUAGGUGGGGGAGGACACGGCUGCCUCCUUUCCCCCUCGUCCUGCCUGGAGAAUUAUCUGCUCCCCAGAUCAGAGCAGAGAGGCCGCGGGUCGCUGUCAAAAUGCAGUAUUCCCAUCACUGUGAGCACCUUUUAGAGAGACUGAACAAGCAGCGAGAAGCCGGCUUUCUGUGUGACUGCACGGUGGUUAUUGGCGAAUUCCAGUUCAAAGCACACAGGAACGUGCUUGCCUCUUUCAGCGAGUACUUCGGUGCUUUUUACAGAGACGCGUCUGACAGCAACGUUGUUUUGGAUCAGACUCAAGUGAAAGCUGAUGGAUUCCAAAAACUCCUGGAAUUUAUUUAUACGGGAAACUUAAACCUUGACAGCUGGAAUGUUAAAGAAAUCCACCAGGCUGCCGACUAUCUCAAAGUAGAAGAAGUGGUCACUAAAUGCAAAAUCAAGAUGGAAGAUUUUGCUUUUAUUGCUAAUCCCUCUUCUACAGAGACCUCCAGUAUCACUGGAAACAUUGAAAUGAAUCAACAGACUUGUCUUCUGACUCUCCGAGAUUACCAUCACCGAGAGAAGGCAGACACUGCUUCUGCAGAGUUGGUUCUACCACAGGCAAAGAAAACAGCUUUAGAAAAGAAAUCUCCUCCAACCAAAAAACGUAAGAAGAAUCUCAGCUCCCCCAAAAACAUUCAGAAUAAAUCCAUACAACAUCAGGGUGAUGUGACCGAGAACACAUCCAUUGAAAUGUUUUUAGAUGCAAAUAAGCUGGCCACCCAAAUCACAGAGCAGGCUGCCCAGGGCAGUGAUAACUCUGAACUACAGCUGGCUUCUGUGGUGGAAAGUGAAACCCUGGCAGCACAGGACAUCCUGGUUCAGACUAUUGCAGCAAAACAGAAACGGGGAAAGCCUCAGCAGAGCUGUGCACUAAAGGAGCACUGCAUCUCUAACAUAGCCAGUGAAAAGAACACUUACCAGCUGGAGGGUUCAGGAGAAGAGCUUGACCAGAAGUACUCCAAAGCCAAGCCAGUGUGCAACACCUGUGGAAAAGUCUUUUCAGAAGCCAGCAGCCUCCGUCGACACAUGAGAAUACACAAAGGAGUGAAACCAUACGUGUGUCAGCUCUGUGGGAAGGCAUUCACCCAGUGCAAUCAGUUGAAAACCCAUGUAAGAACUCACACAGGGGAGAAGCCAUACAAAUGUGAGCUGUGUGACAAAGGCUUUGCUCAGAAGUGCCAGCUGGUGUUCCACAGUCGGAUGCAUCAUGGAGAAGAGAAGCCGUACAAAUGUGAUGUCUGCAACCUGCAGUUUGCAACUUCAAGCAACCUGAAGAUUCAUGCCAGGAAGCACAGCGGUGAGAAGCCCUACGUGUGCGAUCGGUGCGGUCAGCGCUUCGCUCAGGCCAGCACCCUCACCUACCACGUGCGGCGUCACACGGGGGAGAAACCCUACGUGUGUGACAGCUGUGGGAAAGCCUUUGCUGUCUCCAGUUCCCUCAUCACCCACUCCCGAAAGCACACAGGAGAAAAGCCAUAUAUCUGUGGCAUCUGUGAGAAGAGUUUUAUUUCCUCUGGAGAGCUCAAUAAACAUUUUCGGUCCCAUACAGGUGAAAGACCAUUUAUCUGUGAAAUGUGUGGAAAUUCUUACACAGAUAUAAAAAAUCUUAAGAAGCACAAAACAAAAGUUCACACAGGAUCUGAAACUCCCCCCGAUUCUAACGCCCUCGAUAAUUCUUUCCAUGAACAAGAAUCCAUCCAGAGUCAGAAAAGUCCUCUAUCAGAGUCCAUAGAUGUGAAGCCCUCUGAGAUGUCUUUAGCACUUCCUCUUCCCAUUGGGACUGAAGAUCAUCAGAUGCUGCUUCCUGUCACAGGGAGUCAGUCACCUUCAUCAGAAACAUUGCUAAGAUCUGCUGUGACUGGAUAUUCAGAACCUCAGUUUAUUUUCUUGCAGCAGUUAUACUGACAGUGCAGUGCAGAGCCACCAAGGUAAUUCAGUAGUCAACUUGCACACCUUUGGUAAGGUGAACGUGAUCAAGCAAGCAGUCACACUUCUUGAAUUGGACUUGUUUUUUUUUCUCUCUGUAUAAAAGACACUUGUCAGGCAUUUCCAUUGUGCAGUGCUGUCUAUAAGGUUUUGCUGAAUUGUGCUCAUCUGCAAUCAAAUUUCUAUUUGCAAUUAACACUAAUUUUCAGGAGACUAUUCCUUUCCAGCAACACCCGCCUUAAGAGUUCUCUGUUAAUUAUGUUAAUGUAUUUUAGAGAUUUCCUCCUCUGUUCCUGCUGGUCUGAUGUGUCAUGGUGUCAUUUAAGAGCAGACAUUUUAAGCCAUAUUUGAUAGUUUAAGAAUAUUAACCCAGAGGUGUAAGGGGAAAAUCAUAAUUUGGAUGUACCCAGUAGGCUUGUACUCCUGCAUUCCAAGGUGGUGUAAUGGUAGAUGAUAGGGGAAGGCAGACCAGUGUUCUGCUGAGCUGCUUGCAAAGAAUAACAACUGUCUGCCAGAAGUGGCUGUCUUCAGUUGAGGUCUGACCAGAAGGAAAAAAGUUUAGUGUAUAUUUUCCUGAUAAGGCAACGAGAGGAGAGUUAAUGUUUUUCUUCAGCGUGGGAAGUCAGAGGGUUCUAGUGGCAUAGAUACUACUGGGUAUUCUUCCAACAACUCACUUAUUUUUUUUUAAAGUGAAUCAUUGUUGUCUCUUAUCCCAGAUUUAUUUUUCCCAUCCCUAAAUGCCCUGAUUUUGACACCAACAGCAACACUUGCUCAAAAGGAGAGCUGGAACAUGCAUGUUGUAGAUGAGGCAAAGAGAUGCACUGACUUAAUUGUGAGGCAUGAAUCAUAAGCUUUAUACUCCUUUUUUCUACAGUAGUGCUUCUUGUGCUAGACAGGAGGUACAAAAGAAGAAAUAAAUCCUGCCCUUCACUGUGAAAAUAAUAAGUGAACACUACAUGAGGGGGCACUAAGGAAGAAAACAACAGAGCAGAUUGACACUUUUCCAGGCAAGGUUUUGUUACCAGUAUGACUGAUUUGUUUUAACUGAAGUAUUUAUGUAUUCCUUUACCUCUCAUGUCACUGUCCACAAACAGUAACAGCACAAAACUGGUAUCUAGCAAGACUCAUAUAAAGGUAUGUUUUAUUACUAGCAAUGUAAAGUUUUAAAAAGUAACAUUUUUAGUGUCUUGGUAGGGCCAUUAGUUAAAAGAUUAGUUGACAACAGGAGUACUUUUAUACUCUGUUUUGCCAGUUUGUGCCAUUAACAUAAUGUAAGCAUUAUUUAAGCAAUCAUCAAAUAGUAAGGAAACAGUCAUAAUACUGUACCAACGAUACAUUUUAUGAUAUUAUCUGUUGGUUAUUUACUUGGUGCUAGCUUUUUAUUUCCACCGAUGCCUUGUGUCCAGACACUGAUAAAUCCUAGGAGAUACCUCUUAACUGAUUCUGUUCUACAUGGAGUAAUAAUUAAUCUGCACCUUAAUUAAACAGACUUGUGAAAAUUUUCCUGGAGAAUUUCAUUGAAGUAUUCUGCAAAUAGUCCCUUGACUCCUGAGCACCACUACAGAUUUAUUUUUUUCUCUCUUCCUACACAUUUGUCCUUGUAAAGUAAUAGACCUUUUGCUUCUUUGUCUUGAUCAUUUGUAUGUGGCAUGUUUAAAACUCUGCUUCUUCAACAUAUUUUAUGCUUUAAUGUAUAUCCAGUUUGCUGUUAGAGUCUGCCUUGGACAGUCUGUGGUGAUGGGACACAUUGUUAAUGGGGACAUCUCUAACAAUGUCCACUGAAGGUAACUACUGCCAGAGCUGCCUGCCCUUUCUUUGCUUUGCUCAUCUGUACAACAGUAUUUAUGAACAUCCUUGAUAAUGCUGGCAAAGGACAGUGGAUGAAGUUCUCUGUUUCUGUUUGUUUGGUAUUUCCUCCUUUCCUCCUCCCCUGUUUUCUUUCUUUAGCUCUGCUGCUUCUGUAGCACCUGCAGGAUUCCUGAGCCUUGCCAUUUAAGAUUGAAGCACCACAAAGAUUGGGAUCUUGACUCUAUGAAAAAAAAUGAACUCUGUGUAGCUUAACCUAAGAUUCCUCUUUACUUUCUCACUCUGAAAAUAGAGCAGAAGUCUUGGGAUAGACUUAGGCUUAAUCAUGAAUGCUGAAAAAGAACAGUACCACACAAUUGAUGGAUUUCAUAUUUAAACUGCUUUGGAAGGUUAAUUAAUUAUAUGCUGCUGUUACCUGAGGAAAGGUAUCUGAAUAUUAACACAUCCAGGAUCAAAGACCACAAGAGAGAACUAGCUCUGGAAAAAAAAAAGUAAUUUAAAGAUUCACAUUCCUACGUAGAAAAUGCAUUCCAUAACAAUGUUUGUUUGGACUGUUUUUAUAUUUCUAAAAUUAUAGCUUAUUACUGUAUUCUUAGAUUUCAGACUUUUUUAAAAAAUACAGUGCUUAGAUUUAUACAGGAUUUGUUUAGAUACUUAUAACAGUAACACUUGCUUUAUUAGUCAUUUAGUUUUCUUUAUAGACAAAAAGAUAAUCAUUAUUUUUUACAAGACAACAAUUUUAACCUUUCUUAAUAGAAUACACAGGCUUGUAGUUUUGUCAUGGAGCAAUAAUUUAGUGACCUGCACUCUUGAGUCCCUGUCUAAGAGUCUUGGUUUUUAUCCUCAUCUUUUGUGAAGAUAUCUCAGCUGCUGAGGUAUGAUCUCUAUGAAAUGUAUUAAUUUACUAGAAUAUAGAUUUUAAAUAUAUACAUUAAAAUAAAUAUUUGUAGGUGUGUUCAGGCUGGGUGCUGUAGGACCUGAAGAAGCAGGUCUGCACUUAUUUUUCCCCAGUAGAUGCAUGGAAAUCAUCUGCACUUCUAAUUCCUGGGCUUAAGGAUUCUGAGUUCAUUUUGGAGGUACAAGGUUUGUAACUCUACUGGUAAUUUUUAUAAGGGAUUAACGUGGGAAAACAUGGAAUCAUUUUUAGGCAGACAUCUCCUCGAGACCUACCUCCAAAAUGAAAGGAAAUUUUAAUUAUUCCACUGACAGUAAUUUAGAGAAAAUGACAUGACUUGUCACACUGUGGUUUCAGUCCCAUUUCAGUCAAUUUUGCACUGAAGUUGGCACAAGUUUUAUGUUAUUCUGCAUCUAGAAAUUACUGAAUUGGCUGUUCAGAAAUACUUAGGUGAGAAUUGCUCCUUGUAUAAUACUUCCAAAUGUGGGCACAAAGCACGACAGCUUUUCUCAAGCUGUGUGUAUCUAAAAAGCUUUCAAGUAUGGACAAGAUCCAUGCUAAGGACUUCAAGGCUGUGAUCUUGGAGAGGCUAUCGAUAAGAUUUGCAGAAUAAAGUUCAGAUAAAGACUAAUGACUGACUUUUUGAUUAAAUUAUUUUUAAAAUAUGGUUCAUGUAUAUGCAAUUUUUCCUCUGUUAUUUGUAUAUAGCUCAACUCUCUGUUUUAUAAUUCCCUGGGAAGGGAGGGAGUUGUACAUACUUAGCCUGAAGUGUUUUAUGUUAGACUUUAAUAA